AACACGGCCCAGAGCUCUGUGCUCUCCCUCGUAGUGUAUAUUCAGUUGCUUCCCUUCCCCUGUUCCGCCAUUAAAGCCCCUCAGCUUGGUGUUUGGGAAUCGGGGAAAAGGACAAAAAUGCUUUAAAGCGUCGGAGCAAACGGCCGUGGGGACGGGACUUGGGGGGGGGUUGUUGCCCGCGGAAUGUAUGGACCUUCAGCUGCCAACUAAACGGCGCCCCAAAGAAGUAAAUAUGCGGUUAGUGUCAGCCAAGUGAGAGGAGUCUGAGUCCGGAUUGGAGUGGGUUUCUCUGCCGUUAGGGGGGACGCUCGGAGAAGCUCCAUUUGUUUUGGCUGCGGUUGGAGACUGAGGAGUGUAAACACAGCAAAGCAAAGUGUACUGCUUGCUGUGUGGUCUCCUUAAAAGUGGAUCUGCCGAGCUGAGAACCCCUCUGAACGGCAGGAAUCCUCCCUUGGUGGCGGUGCGACGAUGACCGAGCUGGUUGCCAAGUGGGCUUGUGAAUACUGCACAUACGAGAACUGGCCGUCAGCCAUCAAGUGCACCAUGUGCCGCGCUCAGAGGCCCAGUGGGGGUGCCAUCAUUACUGAGGAGCCGUUCAAGAGCAGCCCUGCUCUGGAUGCCAGUCUGCACCAGUGGGACCCCGCAGGCCUCAGCAACAGCCCAACCCAAGGGGGAUCCAGCUUACUUAUUUGUCCAGACUCCAGCGCCCGACCCCGCGUCCGCAUUGCUGAUGUACCUGAGACUAGUAGCAAGUGGUCAUGCCACAUGUGCACCUACUUGAACUGGCCUCGGGCCAUCCGUUGCACUCAGUGCCUGUGCCAGAGGCAACAGGCUCAACAACAACAGCAUGGGCAACAUGCACCCCAUCAAGGACAUCAUACCCAGCAGCCACGCAGCCCCACAGAAUCUCCUCAGACCUCAGGCUCUGGAUGCCGCCCUGCUCCCGCGACCACCACUACAGACCCCUGUGAGGAAUAUAAUGACCGUAACAGGCUCAACACUCAUGCACAGCACUGGACCUGCACUGCCUGCACUUACGAGAACUGGGCCAAGGCACUCAAGUGUGUGGUUUGCGACCACCCCAGGCCCAACAGUCUACUAGCUGAACCCAUCGAAUUGGCAUCAGAGCCUGAGAGCCAACAGCCCUCCUCAAAACUCAAUGAACAGGACAGGGACAACAGGAGGGGCGUUGUUGGGCAUGUGGUUGGGCAAGGAGUAGGGAGUGUGGUAAGUGGGGUGGGAGGUUGUAGCAGCAGCCAAAGGAGGUCACCCCCAACCUCUAAACGGGAGUCAGAGGUGAACAUGGACUUUCAGAGGAUUGAAUUGGCAUCCGGGGCUGGGAUUGGGAGUAAAGAGGAGUUGGAGGUGGAUUUCAAAAAACUGAAGCAGAUUAAGAACAGGAUGAGAAGGACUGAUUGGCUGUUCCUCAAUGCCUGUGUUGGUGUUGUAGAAGGUGACCUGGCAGCUGUGGAAGCAUACAAGUCAUCUGGAGGUGACAUCGCACGACAGCUAACAUCAGACGACCUCUUUGUGUCUCAACAGGCAGCCAAAUGUAUUCCAGCCAUGGUGUGUCCUGAGCUAACGGAGCAGAUCCGUCGUGAGGUGGCGGCCUCUCUUCACCAGCGCAAGGGAGACUUUACCUGCUAUUUCCUCACCGACCUGGUGACCUUCACGCUGCCUGCAGACAUUGAGGACUUGCCGCCAGCAGUUCAGGAGAAACUGUUUGAUGAGGUGCUAGACCGAGACGUACAAAAAGAACUUGAAGAGGAGUCUCCCAUCAUCAACUGGUCACUGGAGCUUGGGACCAGAUUGGACAGUCGAUUGUACGCCCUGUGGAACCGCACGGCCGGGGACUGUCUCCUCGACUCCGUGCUGCAGGCUACAUGGGGCAUCUAUGACAAAGACUCAGUGCUCCGCAAGACCCUGCACGACAGCCUGCACGACUGCUCUCACUGGUUUUACACGCGCUGGAAGGAGUGGGAGUCGUGGUAUUCCCAGAGCUUCGGGCUGCACUUUUCCCUUCGAGAGGAACAGUGGCAGGAAGACUGGGCUUUCAUCCUCUCCUUGGCUAGUCAGCCAGGAUCCAGUUUGGAGCAGACCCACAUUUUUGUUCUUGCACACAUACUUCGUAGGCCCAUUAUCGUCUAUGGAGUGAAGUAUUACAAAAGUUUCCGUGGCGAAACGCUUGGGUACACCCGUUUUCAAGGUGUGUACUUGCCCCUUUUGUGGGAGCAGAGUUUCUGCUGGAAGAGCCCCAUUGCGCUUGGAUACACGCGGGGCCAUUUCUCAGCACUGGUGGCCAUGGAGAACGAUGGCUUUGACAAUCGCGGCGCGGGCGCCAACCUCAACACAGACGAUGACGUGACGGUCACAUUUCUGCCACUGGUCGACAGCGAAAGGAAGCUGCUUCAUAUUCACUUCCUCUCAGCGCAGGAGAUGGGUAAUGAAGAGCAACAGGAGAAGCUGCUGCGGGAGUGGUUGGACUGCUGUGUGACAGAGGGUGGUGUUCUGGUGGCGCUUCAGAAAAGCUCACGCCGCCGCAACCACCCACUUGUCACCCAGAUGGUGGAAAAGUGGCUGGAUGGCUACCGGCAGAUUCGCCCCUGCGCCUCUUUGUCUGAUGGCGAGGAGGAGGAAGACGAUGAUGACGAGUGACAAAACUGAAGCUGGGGGGAGAGGGAGGUGGUCUGCUGGGGGUAGGACUUCUCCCUCUACUCUCUCUUACAGUUUCCCUUUAUUUUUGUUUUCCCUUUCCUGACACGGACAAAUUGUGAAAGCCUUCAGGAGAGGACAGGGAACCACGAACCCCCACUCACCCACCACCUCUGUCAGAAGAGACUCUUCUGGCACACGCAGGCACUCAGAUACACACUUAAAACACAUUCAACUCUUAACUCUGACAAAACUGAGACUGACAAACUGCUGCGAGAGUCGUGGAGAGAAUAAAGGUUUACGAAUGCAAAAUGACCUUUCGAUUUGUUUCGAUUUUCAAAUGUUAAGGAAAAAAGGAAUCUUUAUCCAUAGAUGUAAAUGCAUGUGGUUGUUUUAAAAAAAGAGUAUAAGGAAAUAUACCAGCAUUGAUUCAAAUCAACACUUUAUAUCUGUUCAGUGUGGGCACUGACAAAAGCACACUUCCAAAUUGAACUUUUUGAAGUUUUUUUUUUUUUUUCCAUUUUAAGGGUUGGCUUGUUUAGCAUUUUGUUUUUGAAUGGGCAGGGACAAAGCCAAUAAAUAUCCUUAUCUUUAGAAAACCAGAGAUUGUGUAAUAAUAAAUGACUUUAAUCCUUAUUACUAAGCACUGCACAUUUAUUAAAACAUUUCUAUAUAAAUACAGUAUCAUUGCUUGAACAAAGGUCAUAUAUGAAGCUCUUGAAAAGGGAGAUUUUCCUUUUGCAAGUGAAAUCUACACUCAUUAAGGUUUAGCACACAAACAUUCAUGUUGGAUCUUUUGGUUUACCUUUUUUUCAGACUGAUUGAAUUGAGAAGUUGUGUGUGUGCGUGUGUGUUUUUUCUUCUCUGAACUUACUCUACAUAUUUAUUGUUUGGAAACUUAUACAAGCUAAUAAGAGCUUUCUGUAUAUUUUUUUUCUUUUUUGUGGUUUUGUUAAUUAUUCUCUCAAUCUUGAUGAAGACACGUUGCACAGAAACACUGUUGCUGUGAGGAAAGAACCAAUCAUGACCAUCAGUGAAAAGUUUACUUAUGUUGUUGCGUGCAAUUUAGUACCUCAUCUGGAUGCCUAAAGUCUGGUGCUUUUUAUUUUGGGCAGGCGAGUGCAAGACACAUUUAAUGUUGACAUAAACCCUCGAGUCACACUUGUCUCCUCAUUGUCUCCUAUUUCCUCUUUGUCCCUUUUUUCCUUAUAGCAUUGUCAAAGUCACCCUCAUGGUACACGUCAGUUCACCUCUGUAACGCCUGUUUGUUGUCAUUAUGUGAAACCAUCUUUUAAGUUUUUGAUUAAGGUUGUUGUGAGACCGCAACAUAUAAAACCAAAGCUGACAGAAAAAAAGAAAGAAAAAAAAACAAACACAAGAUGUCGUUACUUUUUUGCUGUGAAUGUUUUGCAUUUUGUUUUUUCUUGCCAUUGCGUACUGUAACCUAUUUCGUGUUUCAUUCAAGUCAUACACGUUUUGAGCAUCACCUGUAUGUUGCUUUGUAUUUAUGCAAUAGUUGCAGUUGUGACUAUGAUGGUUUGUGGAUUUAGGCCUGACUUCACUAUACAGAGUGUAACGCAAUGAACAGGCAAAAUAAGGAAAAAAAAAUAAUAAAGGAAAACCUUUUUGAAUGUCCAGCUAAA
This is a messenger RNA of Plectropomus leopardus (leopard coralgrouper), 4295 nucleotides long. The record is from RefSeq and is a predicted model, not a curated record. NCBI's taxonomy places the organism in Eukaryota, Metazoa, Chordata, Actinopteri, Perciformes, Serranidae.